This is a messenger RNA of Alternaria burnsii, 4266 nucleotides long. Its product is annotated as glycosyltransferase family 1 protein. The record is from RefSeq and is a predicted model, not a curated record. The transcript is spliced from 6 exons. Gene Ontology annotation, molecular function: UDP-glycosyltransferase activity; iron ion binding; hexosyltransferase activity. Gene Ontology annotation, biological process: carbohydrate metabolic process. Bases 1 to 4266 code for a protein of 1421 amino acids. Lineage: Eukaryota; Fungi; Ascomycota; Dothideomycetes; Pleosporales; Pleosporaceae.
AUGCCUUUGAACUUCCACAAGAACCAGAAACGCGGGGAAUUCCAUGACAGCAAAGCGCAAAGUACCGGGCGAGUCAACACCUUUGGCCAGGUCGCCAUUCAAUUCCACAAGAACACGCAUGCGCUAAGACAUUGGAUCGAUAAGGCUCAGGUUGAAGCCGCGGCAUGCCGACCAGCGCGGUGCGCAAGACCGCGAAGAGGAAGCACAACCCUAGUGGAUGAGUUCAUCAAGGAACAGACCAGCGACACCGGUGCACCGCGAUUGAACAUUGCAAUACAUAUCUGUGGAUCCCGGGGCGACGUGCAGCCCUUCAUUCCGAUCGCAAAGCUGCUCCAGGCCGGUCCACAUCACCACCGGGUACGCAUCUGCACGCAUCCAGCUUUCAAGGAUUUCGUGGAAAGCAAUGGCGUGGAGUUCUUUUCGAUUGGUGGUGAUCCGGAAGCGCUGAUGGCGUACAUGGUCAAGAAUCCUGGACUGUUGCCCAACAUGCAGUCCAUCAAAGCUGGUGAUAUCGGCAAGCGACGGAAAGAGAUGGCUGAGAUGAUGGACGGAACCUGGAGAAGUUGUAUCGAGGCCGGUGAUGGUAUGGGCGAGAGAAUAUCAGCGUUGAAUGUAGACGCGGCGGAGGACCUGUUCAUUGCCGACGCUAUCAUCGCCAAUCCGCCUUCAAUGGGACAUAUCCACUGCGCAGAGAAGCUGGGCAUUCCGCUGCACAUGGUCUUCACAAUGCCAUGGUCGCCGACGAAAGCGUUUCACCACCCCCUCGCGGCUAUGGAAUAUGGUGAAGUCGAGAAGUCUGUGGCGAAUUACUUCAGCUUUGGCAUUAUGGAGCUGCUAACUUGGCAAGGGUUGGGAGAUGUCCUCAAUAAGUUUCGAACGCAGACUCUAGGCCUAGACGCGAUGAGUCCGCUGUGGGGCCACCGGUUACUCCCAAGGCUUCGUAUUCCGUACAGUUACCUUUGGUCCCAGGCUCUGAUACCGCGGCCGUCUGACUGGGGCGACCAUAUCAACAUCACGGGAUUUUCAUUUUUGGACGCCGGUUCAAACUACACUCCGCCAGAUGAUUUGGCCGACUUUCUUGCCAAGGGACCGCCGCCAGUGUAUAUCGGCUUUGGUAGCAUCGUGGUCGACGACCCAGUGGGCCUCACCAAGCUUCUCUUUGAAGCGGUGAAGCUAGCAGGAGUUCGAGCGAUUGUUUCCAAGGGAUGGGGAGGUGUAGGCGGAGGUGACGUACCAGACAACAUCUACCUUAUCGGCAACUGCCCACACGACUGGCUGUUCAAACGGGUAUCUUGUGUUGUGCACCAUGGAGGCGCUGGUACAACAGCUGCCGGGAUUGCAUUGGGAAAGCCCACAGUUGUUGUGCCGUUCUUUGGUGAUCAACCCUUCUGGGGACAGAUGAUUGCUAAAGCUGGUGCCGGUCCGGUGCCUGUUCCUUUCAAGCAAAUGACUGCAGAGAGCCUCGCCAAUAGCAUCACCUUUGCGCUCCAAGAUUCGGUCCAAGUUGCUGUGCAGAAAAUGGCUGCGAGUAUUGCAGAAGAAGACGGCGCUGGUGACACGAUGCGAGAUUUCGAGCAGAGGUUGAAUAUCGACGCCAUGCGAUGCCAGCUAUGUCCGGAACGCCUGGCCAUAUGGCGUGACAAGCAGACUGGGGCACAUUUGAGUGGUUUGGCCGCAUGUACGCUUGUCGAGAAGAAGAUACUCGACGUGAAGCAUCUACGGCUACUGCGACAUCGUCAUUACUACACACACGAAGGAGCCGAAGGACCAUUGGUAGGUGCCGUGGCAGCCUUCGGAGGACUCAUGGCUUCACUUGGCACAGAUACGUCAGACUUCUCUCAACGCCUGAAGAAAAGACCACGCGAGUCGGACUUUGAAGCCUUGAAGAGAACACUGACAAGGGACGAUUCUGAUGACGCUAGGCUGGAAAAAGGUAUAACUUCGAGGCAAUUCCACCACCUGGCAUACAGAAUGGCAGCGAAAUCUUACGAAGACGACAUGGUUCACAACUUCGAAAAACCUCCAAGUCGACCGGGGCUGACUGCCCUCCGUGAUAGAGUCGCAACAAGAAGAGCUAAAGGUGGUCGUGGGUACCAGAUAGUCAGCGCCACCGCACACUACAUCGGUGAUCUUACAGGAACUGGUGCCAAGGCACCAGUGGCUCUUUUCUACAACAUGGCCAACGGCUUUCGGAAUUUUCCGUCGUAUGCGAUACGUAAUGAUCCUGCCAGGCGAAGAGAUGAGAUUACUGGCUUUGGAAGUGGAUGCAAAUUAGCUGGGAAAGAGUUUGUGCUCGGCUUCGGCGAUGCAUUGGUGGGUAUUGCAAGGCAUCCAUAUCUUGGUGCAAAGCAGGAGGGCGCUCUUGGCUUCGGUAAAGGGCUUGGUAGAGGUCUUGGUGGACUUUACUUCCAUUCGAUGGCUGCAAUCUUCGGCGUACCAGGAUACUUCUUGAAGGGAAUUGAGCGGGGGCUGUUGGCGCGCCAUCUCACUGCUGUCCAGGCCGAGAUCUUCUUCAUUCAGCUGCGCCGAUCGGGUGUUGGCUUCCGUGGUGCGAGUGACGCCGAGAAGGCAGAUCUGACGAAGGCGCAUUGGAUCUCCGUCUACGACUACAUGCAGCGCGCGCACGCAAUGACUGCAACUGAUCUCAGUCGCAUAGUAUGGCAGAUUGCGCUAUCUGUAGCGGCUGCUGCCAUGAGCGUUUUUAUGUUCAAGCUCGUGAAGAUGCGCAUGAUCUUCUACAAACUAAAGAAGCAAGGACUGCCAAUACCACCGUGGGACUUCGCAGCCGGUAACCUCAAAGUGCUACCAGGACUCCUUGAAAAGUUUCCCAAAGGCUCCCAACAAUCUGAUGUAUUCACCCUGUUAUCUAACGACUUCAAGGACUCCGACAACUGCUUUUACGUCGAUCUAUGGCCUUUUAGCAGUCCGCUCCUUGUAGUCACCUCACCAGAUCUAGCAAUACAAGCAUGUCAAGAGCAUGAUCUUCCAAAGCCUCCGGUUCUCAUACCGUUUUUUGCACCCUUUGCGGGUGGGCCCAAUCUGUUUGAUAUGAACGGCGCAGAGUGGAAGCGCUCGAGGGCGCUCUUCAACCCGGGUUUUAGUGACAGGGUAAUGCUUGGGAGCAUACCGCACAUCAUCAAGGAAGCCGAAGUCUACGUGAAGCUGCUGCGAGAGCACGCGAAGAAAGGGGAUACGUUCUCGCUGGACAGAUUGACGUGCGACUACAUGAUGGACGUAAUCGGUGCCAUCACCAUCAAUACUCGCCUUCACUCCAUGACUAGCCGCAAUGCGCUUGCAGCUGCCAUGCGAAGCUCUAUCGAAUGGCAUUGCCAGGAUGAAGAGUUGAACCCUUUCAUACGCUGGAACCCUAUGCGACCCUUGAUCGAAUGGUGGAACGGCAAGACCAUGAAUCGAUACAUCGGCAUCGAGCUGGACAAGCAAUAUGAAGACUGGAAGACCCAUGAGCCAUCUGAUCGUUCAAAUUCCGUCAUGGACAUUGCGAUAGCAGCGUACAUGACCGAGCGCAAGGCUGCGGCGAAGCUUGAUGCCGACUUCAAGAAGUGGGCGACUAUCCAGAUCCGCCUGUUCUUGUUCGCCGGGCACGACUCGACCGCUGCAACGAUUGUUUACAGUCUAUAUUUGCUGUCCAAGCACCCAGAUGCUUUGGCCAAGGUUCGUGCAGAGCUCGAUGAGGUCUUUGGGUACGGCAUCGACACAGCUGCUACCUCACUGAACAUGCAUCCAGAGCGCAUCAAUAAGAUUCCAUACACCACCGCUGUCAUCAAGGAAACCCUACGACUUUUUCCACCAGCUGCUGGCAUGAGAGGUGGGCUUCCAGGUGUCUUUCUACGUGACAAGAGUGGAAACAAGUACCCUACCGAAGACAUCAACAUCUGGAUCUUACACGGAGCAAUACAGCGGAAUCCAAAAUACUGGCCUGAGCCUCAUGGGUUCCUGCCGGAGCGCUGGCUUGUUGAGCCUGGCCAUCCUCUGUACCCGCCAAAAGGUGGAUGGCGGCCAUUCGAAGCUGGCCCAAGGAACUGCGUUGGCCAAACGCUUGCGAUGCUGGAUAUCAAGAUCACAUUGGCGAUGACAGUCCGCGAAUUCGACAUUCAUGAUCAGUAUGAAGAGUGGGACCGGCUGCAUCCUUCGACUGGUGUCAAGACGGUCUUUGGGGAGAGAGCGUAUCAGGUACCGCUGGGAGCAGCGCACCCUGUGCACGGUUUUCCUUGCAAAGUCACAGCUCGAGAAUUCUCAGAGACUUAG